AUGGGCCACCACCCAUCCACGGAUCCAAUGGCGGAACCCAGGAGAGGUGAGGUGGCCAGUGCAGCAGAACGCAGCCCCGGUGAGCCAGUGCAGCCCAGGGCUCCAGUGGAGGGACGCUACUUCAUCAUGGAUACAUUUUACGGUACUGUGUGGUUAUGCCCUGCCUGUCCCGGCGCUGUUCCCUCCACCAGCUGGAGCGCAGCCGCUCGCUUCCAGAGAGUGCAUCGGCCGCCUCAUCUCGCGCAGUCCGGUCGUAGCAUCGCUCAUGCACGCGGACAGGCCAUCUCUGCCGUGAGCCAAGGGGAGGUACAGGUCCAGUACCGCUACCCACCGGCUCUGCCGCUGUGGACGAUGGGGCCUUGUCCGAGACUCGGGUGGCCAACUCACCAAAGGCAAGGUACAUUAUAUGAACAGCAGGAACAGCUGGGAGCCCUUGCUGCUCGGGUUGGCACCACGCUGCUUCACACACGGCCCGCAGGGACGGGGCACCCACCAUCCGCCCCGGCCCCCUAA
This is a messenger RNA of Purpureocillium lilacinum, 513 nucleotides long. NCBI's taxonomy places the organism in Eukaryota, Fungi, Ascomycota, Sordariomycetes, Hypocreales, Ophiocordycipitaceae. The record is from RefSeq and is a predicted model, not a curated record.